AUGUCCGCCUCCGCUGCAGCCACCGGCGCCGCGAACGGCGCGCGCAAGCUCCGCGUCGACAUCACAUCCGACACGAUCUGUCCCUUCUGCAUCCUGGGCGUUCGACAGCUUCAAGUCGCGGCCGAGAACUACAAGAAGACGCACCCCUCUGCGCCCGAGCUGGACGUGCACUUCCACCCCUUCCAGCUGGGCGGCGGGGGCAAGUUCACCGAGAAGCCCGUCAACAGGCGCGAGUACAUGGCGAACAACUAUGGAGCGGAGCGGUCCCAGGCCUUUGCCCAAAACUUUGACCGUCAAUACAAGGCCCUCGGGCUUGGUGGCUUUGCCUCGGACGCGCAGCUGGCCAGCUCGCACCUCGGACACCGCCUGACUGCCUAUGCCGAGGACAAGAAGCCCGAGGAGGCUGCCGGCGUCGCUCUCGACCUCAUGAAGAACUACCAGGUCGACGGACACUCGCCCUCGGACCGCGACCGCCUCGCGCAGAUCGCCGUCAGCCACGGCCUCUUCCCCACCGAGCAGGCGGCCAAGGACUGGCUCAACGGAAAUGAGAAGGACGCCGAGGUCCGGGAACAGUACAAGGACGCCGUCGACAGCGGCAUCACCGGCGUGCCCUUCUUCGUGUUCGACAAGAAGUACGCCACGAGCGGAGCCGUCGGAGAGGACCAGUUUGAGAACAUCCUCGACCAGGUCAUCAAGAAGGAGAACCUGUAA
This is a messenger RNA of Trichosporon asahii var. asahii CBS 2479, 711 nucleotides long. RefSeq lists its product as uncharacterized. The transcript has a single exon. Gene Ontology annotation, molecular function: oxidoreductase activity. Lineage: Eukaryota; Fungi; Basidiomycota; Tremellomycetes; Trichosporonales; Trichosporonaceae. The record is from RefSeq and is a predicted model, not a curated record. Bases 1 to 711 code for a protein of 236 amino acids.